Molecule: messenger RNA, 1636 nt
Organism: Osmerus eperlanus (European smelt)
Lineage: Eukaryota; Metazoa; Chordata; Actinopteri; Osmeriformes; Osmeridae
Product: DENN domain-containing protein 11-like
Exons: 10
Coding region: 77-1546 (489 amino acids)
Cellular component (GO): cytoplasm
Source: RefSeq, a predicted model, not a curated record
CAUCGCUUCACAUUAUCAUCAUAUUACCAACAGACAUUUCAAAGACAAGGCGGGGACCGCUGACAGCUGAUCCACGAUGGUCGAGCGGUCCGACCGCGCACCUCUGCUGGACUGGGAAGAAGUCCCAUCCGCAGAGAAGCCUCAUCCAGGUGGAGAGGAGAGGGACAGGGAUUCUAACCCCUCCAACAGCAACCGUGCACAGGGUAGCACUGCGCCGGGGAUUGGGUGGUGCACCGGUCCGGGGGGUCCGGGGUCUACAUCUGUCUCUCCAGACCCAGACACAACCACAGCCCCGGCGGAUCGGGAUGCGCAGUGUGGCGACAAGGAUGACCACACUACGGACACAGGGCAAGGAGAGGUCCCACAGGAUAACGGAAUGGGGCGAUGGGAGGAACAAGACCAGAUAGUGUCUGUUUUUGUGGUGGCAUUUAACACAAGAUCAGGCAACAUGCUGGAGUGGUGUCUGCCCCAGGACAUGGACCUGGACGGGGUGGAGUUCAAGGCCAUCGCUAGUGGCUCCCACCGAGUCACCACCGACUUCAUAUACUUCCGGAAGGGCGGUUACUUUGGACUGGCCUGCUUUGCCAACAUGGCGGUGGAGAGCGCGGUGGAGCGGGGUGCCAGAAUGAAGUCAGUGGGGAUCCUCUCUCCCUCUUACACACUGCUCUACCGCUACAUGGGCUUCCUGGAGCACCAGGUCAGGCUCCAGCUGCAGUCCCCAGGCCACUACUCCCCCCUGGAGGCCUUCUAUGAAGACAAGAGGGCAGUGCUGCCCCCUCGUGGAGACAACAUCGUAACUGCAUGUCCUGCCAGUGCCUGGGGCGCUGCCCUCAACCACAGCAUGCACCCUGAGAUGAAGAUCACCCACCCAGCUGGGUGCAUGUCCCAGUUCAUCCGGUUCUUCGGGGAGCAGAUCAUGGUUCUGUGGAAGCUGGCUCUGCUUAGGAGACGCAUCCUCAUCUUCUCCCCUCCGCCUGUGGGAGUGGUCUGUUACAGGGUCUACUGCUGCUGUUGCCUUGCCAACGUGUCCAUCCCCGGAGUGGGCAUGGCAGUCCCCGAGUUCCGUCCCUUCUUCUAUGUGAACGUGGCUGACAUCAGCGCGCUGGAGAAUGAGCUGGCCUACGUGGCAUGCACCACAGAGAAGAUCUUUGAGGAGAAGAAGGACCUGUAUGACGUGUACGUAGACAACCAGAACGUGAAGACGUACCGGGAAGGCCUGAAGCCCCUGCUACGACUCAGCGCCGCCGACAGAGACAAGUACCGCAAACUGACCGAACAGAGGCAGAUGCUGCUGUACUCCCAAGAGGAGAAUGGAGACUGUGUGUCUAGUGAAGAAGAUUUGUUCAUUCUGUUUUUCCUUGAGCAGAACAACCGGAUCUUCCAGACGCUGAAUGAGGUGGCAGGGAGCCCUGAACCCACCCUGACCCCAGAGAGUGUGAGGGCCAUGGGCCUGGACCCCCACGGAGACAGGCUCUUCCUGCUCCACCUGCUGGAGACUUACGGCUACGACACCCUGCUGGUCACCGACCACCCCUGCUGCAGCUGAGCCUGGGUCAGGAUGAGGACCGUCUAGUCUGGAUGUGUCAGUAGCAGCCGGGACAUGGACACUCGUCUGUGUCCUACCGGGACAUGCUCU